This is a messenger RNA of Epithele typhae, 1137 nucleotides long. RefSeq lists its product as uncharacterized. The record is from RefSeq and is a predicted model, not a curated record. Lineage: Eukaryota; Fungi; Basidiomycota; Agaricomycetes; Polyporales; Epitheliaceae. The transcript is spliced from 2 exons. Gene Ontology annotation, molecular function: protein binding. The annotation marks the transcript as partial.
AAACGCGACAGCGAGAUCUGGUUCGAAGAUGGGACACUCGUGCUGGUCGUCGAAGAUACAUCGUUUCGCGUCUACAAAGGGCUCCUCACGCUUCAUUCGCCCGUUUUUAGGGAUAUGUUUUCGUUCCCUCCUCCAUCCUCAGACAACAUCUCUUCCCACACACCUUUGAUGGACGGCGAUCCGAUGCAUUGCGCGGUGGUGCAUCUCCCGGAUUCCGUUCGAGAUUGGAGAUAUGUUCUCCGCUUUCUGUUCAACUGCGGCGACAAAUUAUCGCGCGAGUCAUGGGACAUAGGCAUAGAGGAACUCCUAGCUUACGCUCGUCUGGGACACAAAUACCAGAUAGAGAGUAUGCUCCGACGGGGAAUUUCGUCUCUCAAGUUUGACCUUUAUCCUUUCUUCAUCCCACUCCCGGAAUUGGAAGACUGUCGAUCCCACAUCGAUCCGAUUUACGGACCAGGCAUAGUCAACCUCGCACGCCUAGUGGAAGAGCCAUCUCUCCUACCACCCGCAAUGCUCCUCUGCUCGAGGACUGUCAACCCCGGCUACACCGGCGUUCUCGUUUACAGCGACGGGCAGCGCGAGCAUCUAAACGCAGCCGACGAAGCGCGCUGCGUACGAGCGGGGCAGGGGCUGUUGCUCGCCACGAUUUCCGCGUUCAACGCGGUGAUAUCCACCCCCAUGCGGUGCAGUAGGCGACAGCUUCUGCGGACGUCCCCGUGCCAGAAACGGAUGGACGAAUACAUUUCGAUGCAGUGUCGUGGAGGCGAGCAGCCGACUUUGAUGUCAAUGCUGGAACCGUUGAUGUGGGGUAUUCUCCGCGACCCCGGCAUGGAGGCCCUCGAAAAAUCGCUAUGCACGAGCUGUUGGAAGGAGAUCCGGAUCCGAGUCAAGCAGCAGCGCCGGGUGGUAUGGAAUCAACUGCCGAGGAUAUUUGAGGUCGGAGACGUUCCGAACUGGGAGAUACAGUGGGAUAAGGUGAGUCUGCGACCAGGGCGCCUUAUACCACUGAGACCGACACAGCACCCCAAUCUUCUCGUCGAACACAGAGUGAGAUGGAUAGCUUGUUGCGUUCUGGAUGACGUCACUCGACUCUGUCCAUAUGGUCGCCUCUCGACGUGCUGCGCAGGCGCUAGUUAG